AUGGAGGGGUCCGGCAGCGUUUUGUGCUUCUUUUCCGGUGAGGGGGAAGAUGCCAAAGCCGACGACAAAGAAAAAGCCAAGCCAGAUCAGGUUCUACCAAAUUCCGGCAGCGCCCAGGGGACCAAUGCUCCUGCAGCAGCACCCAAGUCCAAUAAUGUGCCCUCGCCGGCAAGUUCGCCGGUGUCCACUCCGGCGACUCCUCAUGCAUCCCCUUCAAAGUCUCCGACUUCGUCGCCACCCAUUGCCGCCACUCCAAAAAUUUCUCCGGCGAUGCCAGUUUCUCCGACUACCAGCCCGUCAUCUUCGCCAGUUCUUUCUCCGGCAAGUCCAACCCCAACUUCUUCGCCGGUUCAAUCUCCGGCAACUCCAUCGCCGACCGCCUUUUCCCCGGCAUCGACUCCGGCGUCCGGUGGGCCUGCUCCGGUUACGGCUCCGGCGAUUCCUCCACCGUCGGCUGAAACCCCAGUGAGCACUCCGGCGACAUCUCCGUCGGCAAUAACUCCCGCGAUGACUCCAGCAACGGCGGAGGUUCCGGCUACCGCUCUGACCCCAACAGCGGCGAGCGUUCCGGCGAGUUCUGCAACACCGGCAGAGGCACCAGAAAUGUUCCCAUCAAGCAGCAGCCCGCCGAGUCCCUUGCCAGCGAGUUCAUCGCCGGAGACUGCCCAGGGUCCUGUCGGCGAUUUAUCGGGUUCUAACCGCAACUAUGAGGCUCGGAUCAUUUUCAGUGGUUUGGCUCUUUGGGCUGCUUUGGCUAUCUAA
Messenger RNA from Cornus florida, 762 nucleotides. Its product is annotated as classical arabinogalactan protein 9-like. The record is from RefSeq and is a predicted model, not a curated record. The transcript is spliced from 2 exons. Bases 1 to 762 code for a protein of 253 amino acids. Lineage: Eukaryota; Viridiplantae; Streptophyta; Magnoliopsida; Cornales; Cornaceae.